UUCCGGAAAUACAUUUAUCAUUAAUCUACUCGCCUUACCUAACAGAAGAAAAGUAAGACAUGUACAAAAAAAAAAAAUUGAAUUCCUUCCAAUCAAAGCAGAAUGAUUAAAAUAAACCGGCCUUUCUUGAUUGGGAAAGGCAUAUUACAAACUUCUAGUUUUCACUUUCUCAUAUAUUAUUGUGCAACAAAAAAAAGCUUCCUCAGUUGAAAAUUCAGUUCUUUGAAUUUUGAUUGAUCGAGAUAAGCAAUUUUUGAUAGGAAGAGAAAGCCAAAAAAUAAUGACGAUUACAAGCAAUCUCACCACCAAUAAUGUCAUCCAAGAUGGUUGUUUGUUGGUCAACGGAAAGAUUAUCUUCACCCAAGUACCCCAAAACGUCAUCGUUUCCCCGGCUCCUUUUGGUUCUUCUUUUAUUGGUGCCACCUCACCUACUCCCAGCUCCCGCCACGUCUUCUCCCUCGGCGUCCUUCAGGGAUACAAAUUUUUAUCACUCUUUAGAUUUAAGAUAUGGUGGAUGAUACCUAGAGUUGGAAAUUCUGGAAGUGAAGUACCAAUUGAAACACAAAUGUUGUUGUUGGAAGCUAAAGAAGAAUCUACACUCCUAGAUAAGGUUACUGGACCUUCUACAGAUGAUACCUUCUACAUUUUGGUUUUACCUGUUCUGGAAGGAGCUUUUCGAGCAAGUUUGCAGGGCACUUCAACAAAUGAGCUUGAAUUUUGUGUUGAAAGUGGAGAUCCUGAUGUUCAGACUUCGCAUGUAUCAGAAUCAGUUUUUAUAAAUUCAGGGGAGAACCCGUUUGAGCUCAUGAAAAAUUCGAUCAAGAUACUUGCUGAACACAAAGGGACAUUCAGUCACAUAGAGAACAAGAAGAUGCCUGCUCAUUUAGACUGGUUUGGAUGGUGCACCUGGGAUGCUUUUUAUCAAGAUGUCAACCCAGAAGGAAUUAGAGAAGGUCUUGAAAGUCUCUCACAAGGAGGUUGUGCACCAAGAUUCUUGAUUAUUGAUGAUGGGUGGCAGGACACUUGUAAUGAAUUCCGAAAAGAAGGUGAAGAGAAUUCUGAAGGGACACAAUUUGCUAUACGAUUAAGGAGCAUAAAGGAGAAUGAAAAAUUCCAAAGGCUUAGCUCAGAUGACUACACCAACCUUCCCGAGUUCAUCAAAUUUAUGAAAGAAAGAUAUGGAUUAAAAUAUGUUUACAUGUGGCAUGCUCUAGUUGGAUACUGGGGAGGACUCCUUCCAUCAUCUGAAUCUCUGAAGAAAUACAAUCCUAAGAUUGUAUAUCCUGUUCAGUCCCCUGGCAAUGUAGGAAAUCUUAGAGAUGUUGCAAUGGAUAGCAUUGAGAGAUAUGGGAUUGGACUUAUUGAUCCGGAGAAAAUUAAUGAAUUCUACAAUGAUUACCAUAGUUAUCUGGCCAGCAUUGAUGUGGAUGGUAUCAAAGUGGAUAUUCAAAAUGUAGUUGAGACAAUUGGUUCCGGUUAUGGUGGUCGGGUCACUUUGACUGCACUGCACCAGAGAGCGCUCGAGGAAUCUGUUGCAAGGAAUUUUAAGAGCAAUAAUCUCAUUAGCUGCAUGAGUCACAAUUCAGACUCCAUAUUCAGUUCAACGAAGAGUGCGGUUGCCCGAGCAUCAGAGGAUUUCAUGCCUCGAGAACCAACACUUCAGACAUUGCAUAUUGUCUCUGUGUCUUUUAACAGUCUCUUCCUAGGAGAAAUUGUUGUUCCUGAUUGGGAUAUGUUCCAAAGCAAACAUGAUACUGCAGACUUCCAUGCUGCUUCCCGAGCUAUAGGUGGCUGUGCAGUAUAUGUCAGUGAUAAGCCCGGAAAUCAUGAUUUCAACAUUCUUAGGAAGCUUAUCUUACCUGAUGGAUCAAUCCUAAGAGCCAGAUAUGCUGGUCGGCCUACUCGAGAUUGCUUAUUUAAGGAUCCUGUAAUGGACGGGAAAAGUUUAAUGAAGAUUUGGAACAUGAACAAGUUAUCUGGCAUUAUCGGAGUGUUCAACUGCCAAGGAGCUGGAAAUUGGCCAUUGAAACAAAACUCUCUGGAUAAUCCAACACCCAAAAUUAUUUCAGACCAUGUCAGUCCCAAUGAUGUUGAAUUCCUUGGAGAGGUUGCUGGUGAUAAGUGGCACGGAGAUUGUGCAGUAUAUUCUUUCAAUUCUGGAAUUCUUAUCAAAGUUCCAGAUAAUGGAAAAGUGGAAGUGUCCUUGAGUGUUCUAACAUGUGAAUUAUAUACAAUCUGUCCUAUCACGGUCAUUGAUGAAGCUGUUCAUUUUGCUCCAAUUGGAUUGAUUGAUAUGUACAACUCUGGAGGAGCAGUAGAAGCUUUGAGUUCAACUACAGGUCCAAAUGGAUGUAUUGUUAAGAUUGAAGUGCGGGGUUGUGGUUGCUUUGGAGCUUAUUCGAGCACAAAACCAAGGCAUUGUACGGUUGACAUGAUGGAGGAAGAAUUUACAUACAAUCCUGAAGAGGGAUUAUUGACUAUGAAGCUUGAAGGAGGAUGCCAAGUUAAAAAUAUGGAAUUUAUGUAUUGAAAUUUGAAAUGAGAGGUACAUAUCAUUUUUCAAGAAGUGAUUUGGUUUUGGUGUUUUUGUGUGACUGUCUCCUUUUCUAUGAGAGGAAUUGUUCCUGUUUGACUGUCUAGGUUAUGGAACUUCAGAGCUAUUUUUUAAUUUUGCAUUCUCUGUAUUUCAUCUAGCUUAUUUUAUUAGAUGACCAAACGACUACUUAAACUUUCAUCAGUUUGACAUGACA
Messenger RNA from Beta vulgaris subsp. vulgaris (sugar beet), 2750 nucleotides. Its product is annotated as probable galactinol--sucrose galactosyltransferase 2. The transcript is spliced from 14 exons. Lineage: Eukaryota; Viridiplantae; Streptophyta; Magnoliopsida; Caryophyllales; Amaranthaceae. The record is from RefSeq and is a predicted model, not a curated record. The coding region runs from base 281 to 2530 and encodes 749 amino acids.